Messenger RNA from Trichoderma breve, 2997 nucleotides. RefSeq names its product type III restriction enzyme, res subunit domain-containing protein. The record is from RefSeq and is a predicted model, not a curated record. Bases 1 to 2997 code for a protein of 998 amino acids. NCBI's taxonomy places the organism in Eukaryota, Fungi, Ascomycota, Sordariomycetes, Hypocreales, Hypocreaceae. Gene Ontology annotation, molecular function: ATP-dependent chromatin remodeler activity; ATP binding. The transcript has 11 exons.
AUGUCCAAUCCUUUGAAGCGACGGUUUGAUCCAGUCAGAGAGUUAGAUGAUGAAACCUUUUUCACAUCCAGUGUGGAGCCACAGCAACCGUAUGCGCAAGCAAUGCUUCUUGAUUAUGACGGAUUUCACGAUUCAAUGAGACAGAGUCAAUACCAUGGGCCAAGUUUCAUGAAUCCAUUGAGCGAUGUCCCGGUUAUCCAACAGGCGGACUCUUUACCAGAAAUGUACUUCAGCAACAUGCUAGUCGAUCCGAACCUUGGCCUGGGCUUCUUGGACGACCAGCUUACUGAUUGGAACAAUGAUGUGCUCUCGUCAGGUUCAGACUUGUCUCCAAUAGGGCCAAUUUCAUCCCAGGAGGAUUCUCACUCGCCGUCUGUGGCAUCUGAAGCAGUCCAACCAGGAAUUGAGGACGUUAUUCCAACAUUUAACACCGAAAUAGCCAUCACCGAAAUAGCCAACAACGAAGUGGCCAACAACGAAAUAGUAUGCUACGGAAUGCUACAUGACGUCGAUGUCAAACUACUUGGCGACAUGCAAAUUAUCUACUCUAAGCUGGACAAGAGGGACGCCGGGCUCGAGCGAUUCAAACUUGAAAAGCGCGAAAAUCAUGUUAUUCUACGUUUCAGCGACAGUGGCGAAGAAUUUGGCCAGGUGCGCUCCGGCGUUGGCACCACGCUUUCGUCGCUACUGGGCAAUCAGUUAUCCAAUGUCGAGUUUGAGCCAAUCAAGUCUAUAUCUUAUUUGAUGGAUAUCAUUGGACGCGCUAACCGGCCGUCUGAUGCUAUUGUGAAAGUUAACAUCAAUGUUUACGGGCUACAAUCGACUGCAAUGAAAGUUGGUGAUGAUUUGUCAUCCGGCAAGCUGUGGCUACAGAAGCCUGAUAACAUGAGAUGCGAGGCUAUAUACGAUAAUCCGCACUUCUUGCGGCUCAAGAUGAACGGUGUUCAACUUCAACCUAAGCAGCCUGUUUCACAAGCUAUCAAAGAGAACUCUUCCAGCAGGAGAAGAAGGGAAGCACGAUUGCGAAACAUGCUAGAAGAGGUAUACAAGUCCAUUAAUACGAGGGAGAUUGAAGCGGUAGACGGCGGAGACAGAGUGGUCCAAACGCUCAAACGCCAUCAAGAAGAAGCACUGGGUUUCAUGCUAGAGAGAGAGUCUGGUAUUAUCAACGACAGGUAUAGGCUCUGGGAGUCUAUACCCGUGGAAGGCGGGAAUACAGAAUAUCGUCAUAAAAUUACCAGAGCCAAGAUCAGGACCGGCAUACAGCCGAUCGAAAGAGGGGGUGGCAUUCUGGCCGAUGAGAUGGGUAUGGGCAAAACCUUGUCCAUGCUAACGCUGAUAAUGAAGACUCUUGACCAUGGGAAAGACUGGGCCGAGCAACAAGAAAACGGUGCCAAAGUCGAUGAGACGAUUAAGCGCUCGCGCUCAACACUUGUGAUUGUGCCCUCCGCUCUUCUUAUAUACAAUUGGAUGAAUGAGAUAGCAGAUUAUUUGGAACACGGUGUCAAAGUAAUCAAGUAUCACGGCUCUGAUCGACCAAAAGAUAUUGAGCAGAUUGCAGAUUCAGACAUCGUUGUGACUACAUAUAGUACCCUCACUGCUGAAUUCCAAAUCAAAUCGAAGCCAUCUCUCCUUCAUUGUGUCGACUGGUUUAGAGUCGUACUCGAUGAAGCGCAUAUCAUUCGGCGUCGGGCUACAGCAUUCUACCACGCUUGCGACGCAAUACACGCCAAUUCACGGUGGUGUCUCACAGGCACACCUAUUCAAAACAAGCUCGCCGACAUCGGUACUCUUUUCGCAUUCAUACGUGUUGAGCCUUUUACUAAGGCGGCUACCUUUCGGAAGUAUAUAGAGGUCCCUUUUGAGCAGAUUCCCGACAACGAGUCGCCGACAUUGGCCAAAGACCGCCUUGUUCUACUCUUUCAAGCAUUCUGUUUGCGUCGCACAAAAGAAAUCAUUGAUCUACCUCAAUUGCGUAAAACAGUGCGCAAACUGAGUUUCUCUGUGGAGGAACGCAAGCAAUACGAGAAUACGAUGAAGAUUCUGCGUCGCAUGAUCCUUCAUCGUGUUGGUGAAGCUGAGCAGAGCUCCAAAUUCGGAACCUUCCAGAUCAACUUACAAAUGCGUCUUUUGUGUAACCAUGGAACCUGGCAGCAACCUUUCUCUUGGCACCGACGCAGCUACCGAGAUGAACGCGAGGCCCUCAUCUCGGCCGUUGGCCAAAGCAGCGAGAUUACGUGUGCUGGCUGCCAAAUGCCAAUGCCAAUACUUGGGUCUAGCCGGUUAAACCAUAGCAUCUAUGAGCAAUGCGCUCAUGUCCUAUGCUCCGAUUGCAUCGACCAAUCGAAUACACCGAAUGAUGAAGGGCAAACCCAACAUUGCCCAGUGUGCAUACGAUGGCUGAGACAUGCAAUAGUUGAGAGCGGUGCAGUGAUAGACGACGACAGUGUUCCAAACUGCCCAUCGAAAGAUAAGGUCGGAGACGGUGAUGAUUAUUUUGAUUUCAAUAAAGUGGGCUAUUCAACAAAGAUGAAUGCGUUGAUUGAGGAUGUCCAAAAAGAUCUAUGGGAGUCCAAAAGUAUCAUAUUUUCAUGUUGGACUCGAACACUGCAGCUUCUUCGAAGAUAUCUUGACGAUGCUAAGAUUCCAUAUCUUGAUAUCGAUGGUAAUUGCUCGCUUAAAGAAAGAAAAGAUAGGCUCGUGCAGUUUAAGAAUGAUAAUAUGAAGCCAGUACUCAUCAUGACAACUGGAACUGGCGGUUUUGGGUUAAACAUAACUUGUGCGAAUCGCAUCUUCAUCGUCGAGUUGCAAUGGAACCCUGCUGUAGAGAGUCAAGCCAUCGCGCGCGCAAUUCGACUUGGACAGGAGAAAAAUGUACACGUGACGCGCUACAUGAUCAAAGAUACAGUUGAAGAGGAAAUGGGAUCCCAGCAGAAGUCCAAGAAUCAGCUUGCCAGCCUAGUAGAUGCAGGAGAUGACAUGGAUUGGCAUGAAUAA